This is a messenger RNA of Vespula pensylvanica (western yellowjacket), 1807 nucleotides long. RefSeq names its product pelle-like serine/threonine-protein kinase pik-1 (gene pll). The transcript has 4 exons. NCBI's taxonomy places the organism in Eukaryota, Metazoa, Arthropoda, Insecta, Hymenoptera, Vespidae. Gene Ontology annotation, molecular function: protein binding; protein kinase activity; ATP binding. Gene Ontology annotation, biological process: protein phosphorylation; signal transduction. Gene Ontology annotation, cellular component: plasma membrane. The coding region runs from base 145 to 1656 and encodes 503 amino acids. The record is from RefSeq and is a predicted model, not a curated record.
UGGUUAAAUGUCGUGACACAGUGGGAAUUCCAUUUAGUAAAAUAUAACCAAAAUUAAAUAUUAUAUGCCGAUAAUAAAAAGUAGCGAAGUAAUUUGUGUGUUGUUCUCUUUUAAGUUAAAUAAUAAUAAAUAUAUUUGAAUACUAUGACUUCAUCGAUUAAUGUCAGAAAUGUUAAAUACAUUUAUCAAUUACCAGCUUUAGAACGAUUAGAAAUUUGUAAAAUAUUAGAUAAAGAUGAUAAGUGGGAAGAACUUGCGGGUAAAUGGAUGCAGUAUGAUAUAUCUGUUAUUUAUAGUUUACGAAAACAAAAAAGUCCUACGGAAGAGUUAUUAAAUAAUUGGGGCCUUCAAAAUCAUACCAUUUUAGAACUGUUUAUUUUGUUAUCAAAAAUGAAACAUUAUGAAUCAAUGGUGUUUUUAAAGUCAUUUGUAGAUACAAAAUUACAUUGCUUAUUAAAUAAUGACAAUAAGAAUCCUUUGAGGAUAUCUAAUAAUCAACAGGUUAAUAAACAUGCUAAAGAUUUAAAGAUUGGUACACAGAAUUUUAAUCAAAGAAUUUCAACUAGACCGGAUGCUAGAAAAGUGAUUCUAGAUGGAAAUACCAAAGAAGCAUCUUACAAAAUAAUAAAUCAAUCUUCGGAUGAUCUACAGUCUGUAGUUGCAUCAAGUAAUUCAAAUAAUUUACUUGUACCUUCCUUAGCACAUCGUUUAUCACUUUUACAACAGGAUAAAACUAAUUCCAAAAAAUCUCAGUUUCCUAUACUAAAGCCUGAAGCAACUUUACCAAGUGUUUCAUAUAACGAACUUGAAAUUGCUACAAAUGGUUGGUUAAAACAUAAUAUAUUGGGAAAAGGCGGUUUUGGAACAGUUUAUAGAGGUACAUGGAAAAAUACAAAUGUAGCUAUUAAAAGACUCGAAUACAAAAAGACAAAUUCUGAUGAAAGUUAUUUAGUUCAACUUCAACAAUCACUCAAAGAGAUAGAAAUAUUAAAUUCUUAUCCGCAUGAAAAUAUUUUGUCGUUAUAUGCGUAUAAUUUAGAUGGGCAAGUACCUUGUCUUGUGUAUCAAUUGAUGCAAAAUGGUUCCUUAGAAGAUAACUUACUUUUAAAACAUAAAAGUCGACCAUUGUCAUGGCUGCAACGUCAUGAAAUUGCAAAAGGCACUGCACGUGGUUUACAAUAUUUACAUACUAUUGGAGAAAAACCUUUAAUUCACGGCGAUAUUAAAAGUGCAAAUAUUUUGCUAGAUAAAAAUUUGGAACCUAAAAUCGGAGAUUUUGGUUUGGCAAGAGAGGGUGAAAAGGAUUCUAUGAAAGUGAGUAGAAUUCAUGGUACAAGACCAUAUCUGCCAGAUGAUUUCUUAUAUGGAAGACAAUUAUCUACGAAAAUAGAUACAUACAGUUAUGGAAUCGUAUUGUUUGAAUUAGCUACAGGAUUUCCGCCUUAUGAUGAUAAUAGACCACAAAAAAAAUUUUUAAAAGAAUUUAUAGAUAGUGUUGAAGAUCAAUAUUUGCAUUUAUUGAUUGAUAAGAAAGCAGGAGAAAAAGAUAAACAAGUAUAUAGCAACUUCAUAGUAUUAGGAAAAUGGUGUUCUAAUCGCAUGGCUCAAAACAGGCCUGAAAUGGAACUUGUGUUUCGCAAAAUAGAUGGUUUAUGACAUUGUUUUAGAUUUCUAUUGUUGAUAAUGAGACUCAUAAGUAUACAGAUAUUAUUAAGUGUAUAUUUUAUAACUAUUAAGCGUUAAAAGAUGUUUAGUUAUGUGAUCGAAAUGAUACAAUAUAUAUAAAUAAUAUAAGAAACAGAUAUAU